This is a messenger RNA of Babjeviella inositovora NRRL Y-12698, 339 nucleotides long. RefSeq lists its product as uncharacterized. The coding region runs from base 1 to 339 and encodes 112 amino acids. NCBI's taxonomy places the organism in Eukaryota, Fungi, Ascomycota, Pichiomycetes, Serinales. The transcript has 2 exons. The record is from RefSeq and is a predicted model, not a curated record.
AUGGCUGCCUUUCUUGACCAAAUCCUCCUUGAAGAUAUCGCAAAGAACUGCCCUCAGCAGUUCAUAUCCUUCCAGCAAUGCAUGAGCAACACCGGCGGCGAUAUCCGUCCGUGUCUUGACCUCCAAAAGAAUUUGGCGGCGUGUAUCAAGACCGAGGUACCAGCCUUGCAGAGAAUCCAAACAGACUGCAAGGACAAGUUGCUCGGUUACGAAUCGUGCUUAAAGAAGAACAUGGGUGAUGUCCAGCAGUGUGCCGAUGGUCUCACCGAGUUGAGAGAAUGUGCCACCGGUACGUUCAGCAAGGAAGAGUUAAACGGUGCCUUCAACACCUUGAAAUAA